This is a messenger RNA of Sphenostylis stenocarpa, 816 nucleotides long. The record is from the annotation of a GenBank genome assembly. NCBI's taxonomy places the organism in Eukaryota, Viridiplantae, Streptophyta, Magnoliopsida, Fabales, Fabaceae.
AUGGAGAAUCAGCAACUCACAUUUUGGAAGUCUAAUUAUGAAAUUGAUGAAAACCCAUUUGCACCAACCUACCAAUUUUCUAUAUAUGAUUAUUGCAGGGCUAAUGCUAAUGAUGGGUUUCACUGGCCCUAUGAAUUUCCUCUGCAAGAGAACUAUCUUGAUGCUAUCCCUUUCAUGAAGUGUUAUUAUCCUCAUGACAUUUUAUAUGAAACUUUGCCUAUUGAACCAACUCCACUAAGCGUUCAAGACUACGACUUCAGUGAUUUUCAAAACGUGCUUUCGGCGUGGAAUGAAAUUGACUGUUCAAAUCAUAAACCUGCGUUUUCUUCAAGCAACGAUGGUGAAAGUGUGAAUGAGAUGAGAGAAGAAGUUAAGGGAAAACAACGCAGAGAAGAGAGAAUUAGUAACAGUGCGAGAAUGUUAUCAAGGAAAACUGUUUCUCAGUACUUCUACAUGCCAAUAUCACAAGCUGCAAAAGAGCUUAAUGUUGGUCUCACACACUUGAAGAAAAGGUGCAGGGAAUUAGGUAUUCAAAGGUGGCCACAUAGGAAGCUGAUGAGUCUUCAAACCCUUAUAAAGAAUAUGCAAGAGCAAGGAGAGGCUGUGGGGCAUGAAAAUGAUGAAAAAAUUAGGACUGCCAUUGAAAUGUUGGAGAAAGAAAAGAGCAUGGUGGAGGAAAUGCCAGAUUUGGAACUAGAAGAUAAAACAAGAAGGCUUAGACAAGCUUGUUUCAAGGCUAACUACAAGAAAAGGAAACUCAUGGGCAUGUUCAUGGAACCUCAAUCUUCCCUUAGUGGCCUAUCCAACAAGUAUUGA